Molecule: messenger RNA, 1539 nt
Organism: Impatiens glandulifera
Lineage: Eukaryota; Viridiplantae; Streptophyta; Magnoliopsida; Ericales; Balsaminaceae
Product: aminoacylase-1
Exons: 4
Coding region: 41-1384 (447 amino acids)
Biological process (GO): amino acid metabolic process
Cellular component (GO): cytoplasm
Molecular function (GO): aminoacylase activity
Source: RefSeq, a predicted model, not a curated record
GAAAAAAAGAAACACUAAUUUUAUUGUAUUGAAUUCGGGAAUGGCAGUGAUGAGUAAUCUUUCCCAUCUUUUCCUUCUCACUCUUAUCGUCUUCUUCUUCAACCUUUCGCCAUCAUUUUCUUCAUCAUCAUCGGAAGUUCUAUCCAGAUUUCAACAAUAUUUGCGGAUAAACACCGCCCAACCCAAUCCAGAUUACUUUGAAGCUGCCAAAUUCAUCAUCUCCGAUGCAAAUUCAAUCUCUCUACAAUCCCAAACCAUUGAAUUCGUCUCAGGUAAACCUGUCGUCAUCCUCAAAUGGACUGGAAAAGAUCCGAAUCUUCCUUCCAUUCUCCUCAAUUCCCAUACAGACGUCGUUCCCUCAGAAGCAUCAAAAUGGAUUCAUCCUCCUUUAGGAGCUCACAUCGAUUCCGAUGGCCGAAUCUACGCUAGAGGAUCGCAGGACAUGAAGUGCGUUGGUAUGCAGUAUAUGGAAGCGAUUCGAAAAAUGAAGAAUCGUGGAUUCGAGCCUCUCCGAACUAUAUACUUAUCUUUCGUACCUGAUGAGGAGACUGGCGGACAUGAAGGCGCUGCGAAAUUUGCAAUAUCAGAUGUUUUCAAGGAAAUGAAUGUUGGAAUCGUUCUUGAUGAAGGUCUUGCUUCACCUGGCGAAAACUAUAGAGCUUUCUAUGGCGAGAGAUGCCCUUGGUGGACGGUUAUUAAAGCUGUUGGUGCUCCUGGUCAUGGAGCGAAGCUUUUUGAUAACUCUGCUAUGGAGAAUUUGUUGAAGAGUGUUGAGAGUGUGAGGAGAUUCAGAACUUCGCAGUUUGAUUUGGUGAAAUCUGGUUUGAGAGAAGAAGGCGAUGUCAUAUCAGUGAAUAUGGCGUUCCUGAAAGCUGGGACUUCUUCUCCCACUGGUUUUGUGAUGAAUCUUCAGCCAUCUGAGGCCGAAGCUGGGUUUGAUGUUAGGAUACCACCAACUGCUGAUCCAGUUUCUGUUGAGAGACGAAUUGCAGAGGAAUGGGCGCCAGUUUCCAGGAACAUGACAUAUUCGUUCAAGCAAAAAGUGUCUGUUCAUGACAAAUUUGGGAAGCCAGCUAUCACAGCUACUGACAGUUCAAAUCCAUGGUGGGGCUUGUUUGAAGAAGCUGUGAAGAAAGCUGGUGGAAAACUAGGAAAACCCGAGAUUUUUCCUGCCUCCACAGAUUCUCGCUACUUUCGGGAGCUUGGCAUACCUGCUAUUGGAUUUUCUCCUAUGGCAAACACUCCCAUUCUCCUUCAUGAUCACAAUGAGUUCUUAAGCAAGGACGAGUAUUUGAAAGGCAUAGAUGUUUACGUCUCAAUAAUUGAAGCCUAUGCAUCAUUCCGUGGAACAUCAUCUCAAGGUUCGACAAGAGAGGAAUUGUAAACAUUUCUGCUGUUUUUUGGAGAAAUUGUUUUAGAGAUGAAUGUUUUUCUUCUUUAGGCUGUUAAAUUGGCUAUGGAUGAACUUUAUUUAUUUACUUUUGAAUAAUGUUUCUUUAGGGAAAAGACUUGUUCAUAUCUAUGUCAUAAAUUGUUUUU